AUGACGGAGUUUGUUAUGGCGGAAUCCCUGAUAUCCCUGUGCAGCAGUUGGAAAGAACUGAACCCAACUAUUCUUCAAGACUCGAAAUUUUUAACGCACCCGUUUCACAACUUCAAUGGAGAUAACUUGGAGAAAAAGCUUUACUACUCCAACUGUCAAAGCAUGACAUUUCGAGACGCUGAGGGAACAAGCUUGGUUCUUGACAUGAAAGGAGACAAAAUGUCAAAAAAAGCCGCGGGGUUCGAAAACGGCCGGGCUGGAAGCAAUGGAAGGAAGAUUGAGAAGAUUGAGAAGAUUGAGAAGAUUGAGAAGAUUGAGAAGAUUGAGAAGAUUGAGAAGAUUGAGAAGAUUGAGAAGAUUGAGAAGAUUGAGAAGAUUGAGAAGAUUGAGAAGAUUGAGAAGAUUGAGAAGAUUGAGAAGAUUGAGAAGAUUGAGAAGAUUGAGAAGAUUGAGAAGAUUGAGAAGAUUGAGAAGAUUGAGAAGAUUGAGAAGAUUGAGAAGAUUGAGAAGAUUGAGAAGAUUGAGAAGAUUGAGAAGAUUGAGAAGAUUGAGAAGAUUGAGAAGAUUGAGAAGAUUGAGAAGAUUGAGAAGAUUGAGAAGAUUGAGAAGAUUGAGAAGAUUGAGAAGAUUGAGAAGAUUGAGAAGAUUGAGAAGAUUGAGAAGAUUGAGAAGAUUGAGAAGAUUGAGAAGAUUGAGAAGAUUGAGAAGAUUGAGAAGAUUGAGAAGAUUGAGAAGAUUGAGAAGAUUGAGAAGAUUGAGAAGAUUGAGAAGAUUGAGAAGAUUGAGAAGAUUGAGAAGAUUGAGAAGAUUGGGAAGAUUGGGAAGAAUGAGAAGACAGGAGAGUGCUAG
Molecule: messenger RNA, 849 nt
Organism: Penicillium soppii
Lineage: Eukaryota; Fungi; Ascomycota; Eurotiomycetes; Eurotiales; Aspergillaceae
Exons: 3
Coding region: 1-849 (282 amino acids)
Source: RefSeq, a predicted model, not a curated record